UUUGUUUCCCGAUUAUAUUCUGCGUGGCAUUCUAAAAACGUUCGGCUGCCUCAAUGCUAUUUUGAAAGCAGUUAUUGCUACCAUUUCAGUCGUCAAAAAGUUACAAAAAUAAAUAAUACUAGUGUAUUACCAAUCCAUUUUUGAAUAUGGCAACAUUCUAGUUCUAUUAUGAAUGUAGCAAAAAUAAUUCGCCAGAUGAAAUGCAGUUAUGCUUGCUACUUCGGGAAUAAAUUGUGGAUUUGGAUAGCGAACAGUUACCGUAACGCAUUGCAUUUUGCAAUGCAUGCUUUGUUGUGGGAAGUGUCUUAUUUUUUUUUAUUCCUCGAGCCGGGCUAUUCAAACCUGUACAUCUAAGUAAACAAUCAUUCGAACACUUAAUACAAAUAAACGGAUGACACAUUUGCAUGCAUCGAGUCUCGUUUUUAAUUGUGGGAUCUGUAAAUGUGGGAUCUGCAGAAUAUGGCGUCCCGACCUUACAAAAAUAAGACAGGCUGCCAUUUUUGUUUUCCUUUUGUCUGAAAUGUUUUAAUAAAACUGUCUGAGAAUGUGGGAGAGGCAUUGGAGCGAGGCACAAGCUAAGGGGAUUGGAGUUGCUCUGCAGUCAAAAUGCACUUUAUUGGAUGUUUUUAUGUGUUUGCAUUUUAGGUUCUAAAGGUCUUUUUUUAAUCUGGAAAUAAACGCUGAUUUACCGAUAGAAUAAAGGACAAAAUGGCUGAACCUCGUUUUAAUAAUCCCUACUUCUGGCCUCCACCCCCCACCAUGCCUGGGCAGAUGGAUAAUAUUGUGUUGAUCAACAAGAUCAAGGAACAGCUGAUGGCUGAGAAGAUCAGACCACCCCACCUGCCGCCUUCCACAGUUCCCUCCCCUCAGCAACGACUGGGGAAUCCUACACAGACAGGAGGUGGGCAGCAAGUCCAGAUGUCAGUUCAGAAACUGCAGCAGAUGCAACAAGGUCUCCAUGUCCACAGCUCGUCCCAGCCAGACAUUGCCCUGCACACCCGGACGGCCUCCAGCUCAGUCGCAGGACGUAUUCUUGGUGAUGUAAAUUUGAAUCUGGACGAUAAGACGGCUAUAAAAGCAAGAGGAUUGUGGGAAGACUGGCAUUUGCGUCAAAUCAUUGACCAACCCUCUAGAACGAAUCACCUAUCAGGUCUGGCACUUUCCUCUCGAACUGGCAACCAUAACACCUCCAUCACUCUGACCACACCCACCUCCAACAGCCAGAGCCGGCUAGGCGGAGCCCUCUCGCCUCAUCAUGUCCUCUCCAGCUUGGCCAGUGGCCCUGGGAGGGAGCAAAUCAAAAGUAACGGGGGCCUUGCUGGACUGCUGGGGCCCCCUCCCAAGAUGGAGGGGCGAGGGCGUAAGAAGAUAAAAGCAGAGAACAGUGGUGGCCCUCUGUUGGUGGUGCCUUACCCAAUCCUCGCUUCAGGCAACGACCAAUCCUGCCACACCAUCAUCCCCAAAGAGGGCAAAUGCUACAGGUGUAAAUUGUGCCCACUGACCUUCUUCUCCAAGUCAGACAUGCAGAUGCACUCCAAGUCUCACACAGAGGUCAAGCCGCACAAGUGUCCCUACUGCUCCAAAUCUUUCACCAACGCAUCCUACCUGGCCCAGCACCUCCGCAUUCACCUGGGUGUCAAACCUUAUCACUGCUCUUACUGCGAGAAAUGCUUCCGCCAGCUCUCCCACCUGCAGCAGCACACAAGAAUUCACACUGGGGAUCGGCCCUAUAAAUGUGCCCAUCCAGGUUGUGCAAAAGCCUUCACCCAGCUCUCCAAUCUGCAGUCUCACCAGAGACAGCACAACAAAGACAAGCCCUACAAGUGUCCAAACUGCUACCGUGCCUACUCGGACUCAGCCUCAUUGCAGAUUCACUUGUCUGUGCAUGCCAUCAAAAACGCCAAGGCCUACUGCUGCAGCAUGUGUGGCAGAGCCUACACCUCAGAGACCUACCUUAUGAAGCACAUGUCUAAACACACGGUGGUGGAACACCUGGUGAGCCAUCACUCUCCACAGAGGACAGGGUCUCCUAAUAUCCCCAUACGGAUCUCCCUCAUCUGAGCAAUUCACCUUGACACCCUACCCCUGACCCUCAUGGAGGAACCCCCUGUAAGGUCACCCCUCCACUUUAGCGUAAUCAAUCCUAGAUAUGGGCUUUUAUUUGUUUGUUUUCCCCUAUGCGGGUUCCAAAAAUGUGCCAGACUGUAUUUGUACCUUUUCAAAAGACGCCAGACUCUUUUUAUUUAUUUUUUGUAUUUUGUGGUUGGGGAAUGUUUGGGACAUCCAAAAAUGAUUUUACAGCACUUUCAGGCCUCAUGGUAGAGUAAAAACCUUUUUGGCCUAUGCUAAGACAAUAAAAAGCAUUGCUCCAGGCAGCUAAAAACAUUCACCCUAGGUGUUAUAAAGCAUUAAAGGACCACUUUUUUGAUAUUGUUAUUCUCCCUUUACUCUUUGCAAAAGUAUAUUUGCAUUGGAAACAUUUGUCUUCCUUUUAGUUAGUCCAAGAAGAUGAAUAGCUAAAUCAUUUAUUCAAGCAUUUUUUGUACCAAUCCUAAUGUCAAUGUUUGCAUCAUUUUGUUACUUAAAAAGAAAAUGUUCUCAAGUAAGUUAUCACAUUUAAGUAUGUCUUUUAGACAACAAUGCACACAAAAUACUUUCCAUUUGGAGGGUCAAUACCUUUGUGUUAUUGUUGUAGUUGUAUUUUUCAUCUUGUUAUUGUCCAUGGUAUUUAAAAGGAAACUGUUCAAGGCUAUCCUGAAGAGCACUAAAAUAUAUAUUUUGAAUCUGAUGCUGAUAUUUGUAGAAACUGCCAUGUUUUGGUUUGCUGAAUUGAUAAGCACUGCCAUGUAUUGAAGAAAUGAAAUGGUCCAUUAUGGAACUGACAUACAGUGCAUUCGGAAAUGAUUCAGACCCCUUCCCCUUUUCUACAUUUUGUUACGUUACAGCCUUUUCAGCCAAUACCCUAUACCCUAAUGACAAAGCGGAAAAAGGCUUUUAGAAAUUU
Messenger RNA from Oncorhynchus mykiss (rainbow trout), 3004 nucleotides. The record is from RefSeq and is a predicted model, not a curated record. Lineage: Eukaryota; Metazoa; Chordata; Actinopteri; Salmoniformes; Salmonidae.